Dicentrarchus labrax (European seabass) is the source of this 899-nucleotide messenger RNA. RefSeq names its product lens intrinsic membrane protein 2.2 (gene lim2.2). NCBI's taxonomy places the organism in Eukaryota, Metazoa, Chordata, Actinopteri, Moronidae. Gene Ontology annotation, molecular function: structural constituent of eye lens. Bases 272 to 796 code for a protein of 174 amino acids. The record is from RefSeq and is a predicted model, not a curated record. Gene Ontology annotation, cellular component: plasma membrane. The transcript is spliced from 5 exons.
AUGUGGACUUACACAGAAUUGAUUUUUACUCAACUUCCAGGAGGAUACGACUUUGUUUGACGGCUUGUCAACAACUAAGAACCUGUUUUUGGAGUGGAAGUGGAACUACAAAGGCAGAAGAGAUGAAGUUUGGAGACCUAUGUCUAGGGAAACAAUCUUAACAGCUGACAAACUGGGCCUGGGACCCUGAUGUUUGUUCAUGUUUCUGGACAAGACUAACAAUAUUUUGCUGAAUGUUUAGGAGGACAGCGCUUCCCCCAGCUUCUCCACGAUGCUGUAUAGUUUGGCGGGAGGAGGCACACUCUGCGGCGUGGCUGCCCUCGUACUUCUCAUCGUCUCUACAGCAACAGACUUCUGGAUGCAGUAUCGAUACUCGGGUAGCUCUGCCAAUCAGGGACUCUGGAGGUUCUGCAUCAACCACAAAUGCCAUGCCCACACCAUAACUGUAGCCUUCUGGGAUGCUACACGGGCCUUUAUGUUGCUGGCGGUGCUGAGCUGCUUCGCCGGUGUGGUGCUCGGCCUGAGCGCCUUCACUAAUGGCACCAAGAACAGGAGGGUCCGUACAGGCGGCAUCGCCCUGGUCCUGUCAGGUUUUCUUGCCCUGCUGGCUUUGGCAAUUUACACCGGAGUGACUGUCACUUUCUUUGGCAAACGUUUCUUGGACUGGCGCUUUUCCUGGUCCUACAUCAUCGGCUGGGUGGCCAUCAUUCUGGCUUUUGCAGCAGGUGUUUUUCAGCUCUGUGCUUACCAGCGGACUACUGGCGAACCUGCUCCUUCAAGUAACCCUGACAGCUGAACACAAUGAUUAGCUCGAAGAAUGUUGAAAUGGAGGUCACUGCUGCUUUUGAGUUCCUAGAAUGGAAUAAAUAGAAACUUGUGUGGUUUCACUUCAACUCCAA